Chara braunii is the source of this 1775-nucleotide messenger RNA. The record is from the annotation of a GenBank genome assembly. Lineage: Eukaryota; Viridiplantae; Streptophyta; Charophyceae; Charales; Characeae.
GCGGUACGACGACAACAACGCACCGCUCCUCUAUGUUCGCAUCCAAGUUGGGCAAGCGUCCUGCCGCUUCGCUGGAUAGCGGCGAGUCUCACAAUUUUAUGAGUCAGGCCUUUAUGCAAAAGGCUGGCCUUGGCGCACAAGUUCGAAGGAAGGCAAAUCCGACGGCGAUCAAGUUGGCGGACGGAAGGACGCAGCAACUUAUCGACCGCUACAUUGAGGCCGUACCGGUGUAUUUCGCACCUCAUGCAUGUGAACCGGUGACGUUCGACAUUUUGGACAGAGACUCCGGCAUUAUUUUGGGAAUGCCUUGGCUUGCAAGUGCAGAUCACACGACCAACUUCCACCGGCGAACUCUUACCGUUCGUGACGCCUUCGGUGCCGAAGUGCCAUGUACUAUUCCUCUUCCGCACCCUUCGAUUCGGUGCCAAGUGGUAACGGCCAAGUCGUUCUGGGCUACUUGCGCUUACGAGCAGCCCAAUGAGAUAGGCCUAUGCUUCCUACGGACCGUCGCGGUAGUCGAUUCUUCACCCACGGACUUGUCUUCGAACCCCCGUGUGGCGCGGUUGCUUGACGAGUUUACCGACAUCUUCCAGUCACCUACUGGCGUGGUGUCGGAUCGGCCAAUCUCUCACGAUAUCAUUCUUGAGGCCGGUGCCGUGCCGCCGAAAGGUUACAUUUAUCGCAUGAGUGAGGUGGAGCUUACGGUCCUCCGCGCGCAACUCGAUGACUUGUUGGACAAGGGCUGGAUCCGCCCUAGUAGCUCUCCAUACGAAGCGGCAGUUCUCUUCAUACGGAAGAAGAACAAGGAUCUACAAUUGCGCAUCGACUACCACAAGCUCAACGAGCAAACCGUCAAGAAUGCGGGGCCUCUUCCUCGCAUCGACGAUCUUCUUGAGCGACUGGGCGGCGCGAAGUAUUUUUCUAAGUUGGAUUUGACGUCGGGAUAUCAUCAAAUCUCGAUCCGACCGAACGAUCGUUACAAAUCCGCGUUCAAAACGCGUUAUGGGCAUCUUGAGUGGGUGGUCAUGCCUUUCGGCCUCACCAACGCCCCGGCGACCUUUCAAACGGUAAUGACCAACGAGUUUCGUGCGAUGUUGGAUCGGUUCGUGCUGGUCUACUUAGACGACAUUCUCGUCUAUAGCCGGUCAUUGGAUGAUCAUACAAAGCCAACCACGCCAAGUACAAAGCCAACCGUGACAAGUGCGAAUUUGUCCGAGCUGGAAUACUUGGGCCAUUUUGUCACACCGGAGGGCAUGAGUCCGCUGUCGGACAAGAUUCAAGCCAUCCAAAAGUGGCCGGGGCCGCGGAACGUCACGGAUGUCCGUUCGUUCCUUGGCCUUGCCGGCUACUACCAACGUUUUAUCAAGGGAUACUCAAAGAUCGCGGCCCACUUGACCAAGCUUCAAUGCGAGGAUCGGUCGUUUGACUUCGGAGAGGAGGCGCGGGAAACAUUUUUGGCUCUCAAAGCCGCGCUAUUAUCUGCGGAGGUCUUGCGCAUAUACGACCCGCUAUUGCCAACGUGCGUCACUACGGAUGUGUCCGGCUAUGGCAUUGGUGCCAUCCUCGAGCAACACGAUGGCGUGGACUGGCACCCGGUCGAGUACUUCAGCAAGAAAGUGCCCGUCGUGCACUACAUUGAUGAUGCACGCAAGAAGGAGCUCCUCGCCUUCGUCUACGCGCUCAAGCGGUGGCGGCACUUCCUCCUUGGUUGAAGUCAAUUCCGAUGCGUAACGGACAACAAUCCGUUGGUCUUUUACAAGACCCAAAACAGCGUC